This is a messenger RNA of Folsomia candida, 719 nucleotides long. RefSeq lists its product as uncharacterized. The coding region runs from base 78 to 413 and encodes 111 amino acids. The record is from RefSeq and is a predicted model, not a curated record. The transcript is spliced from 3 exons. Lineage: Eukaryota; Metazoa; Arthropoda; Collembola; Entomobryomorpha; Isotomidae.
CUUUAGUUGGUGAGGGGAUGUUGGAGGUGAAGGACAUUUUGGAAGUGAUUUAAUGGCUAAUCUGAAGUCUGAAUUUGAUGCAUCGAUUUGCUCAAACAAGUCUAGUCCCGAUUAGGCUCGUGGUUGUGGGGGUGGUACUUGCAAUCGUUGUAGUCGUGAUCUACUGGAUAUACAGAAAACAAAGAGACGAGUUAGAACCUGCUCGUAGAAAUUCUGUGAAAGUUCCGAGGAGACCAUCAAUUUACGUGUUGCCAAUCGUCAAACCACAACCCUGGGAUAUUUACAGGAGCUCUCGAACAUGCAAACCAACGCCUGGUAAAGCUGUGCCAAUUGGAUUCAUUGCAAUCGAUCAAGAUCAAACCCUGAAACAAUAUCACUGGAAGUACGAACCUAGUGGGAAGGAAGAAUUUUAAAAUGUUUUCCACAAAUUAUAUUUAGUUUCAUAAAAAUUAUUAACUAGACUUAAAUGCAUACUGAACUACAAAAAUUCACAACUAUACGCGAAAAAUUUCUUGUUAUGGGUCUGUAAACCUUUCUAAAAAAUUAGUAUCAAUACUGUGCAAAAAAUCAAUGGCGCGUUUAAUAUGUAUUCGUUGUGUGGCGUCAACCAACCGUCCCUUCUUACCGUCCUUAUACUCCUUUCCCCAAGAAACCCAACGUUGCGCACCGGAUAUAAAAUGAAAUAAAAUGCGACACAAUUUUCCAGUUCAUCAACUCCA